This is a messenger RNA of Oreochromis niloticus (Nile tilapia), 1569 nucleotides long. RefSeq names its product SET domain containing 6, protein lysine methyltransferase (gene setd6). Gene Ontology annotation, biological process: peptidyl-lysine monomethylation. The record is from RefSeq and is a predicted model, not a curated record. Gene Ontology annotation, molecular function: protein binding; protein-lysine N-methyltransferase activity. The coding region runs from base 87 to 1469 and encodes 460 amino acids. The transcript is spliced from 9 exons. Gene Ontology annotation, cellular component: nucleus. NCBI's taxonomy places the organism in Eukaryota, Metazoa, Chordata, Actinopteri, Cichliformes, Cichlidae.
UUCUACGAGUCACCGCGUGGGCCAAACUUAACCUGCACGUUUCACAGUGCGCAUGCUCGAGUUAGCUUCGAGUUUAUUUCUGCGGGAUGGCAGCAAGAGCGAAACGAGCCAAGGUGGAGGAUGGCUCAGAGCUGAGCCCUCUGCAGAGCUUUUUACAGUGGUGUGACGGAGUCGGCCUGGAGCUCAGCAGUAAGGUGUGCGUGAGUAAAGAGGGGAUCGUGGCCGAGUACGGGAUGCUGGCCAAGGAUGACAUUGAGGAGGGGGAAGUUUUGUUCACCAUCCCCAGAUCAGCUCUCCUCCAUCAGGGAACAACCAAAGUUUCUACCUUGCUGGAAAAAGAGCAGUCGUCUCUGCAGAGCUCGUCGGGUUGGGUUCCCCUGCUGCUGGCUCUGCUGUAUGAAUACACAUCCUCACAGUCCCACUGGAAAGCCUACCUCUCUUUGUGGACAGACUUCAAAACACUGGAUCAUCCCAUGUUCUGGUCUAAAGAGGAGAGAGGCAGGCUCCUGAAGGGAACAGGUGUGCCGGAGGCAGUGGACAGGGACCUGGCUAACAUCCAGCGGGAGUACACAGAUGUGGUCCUGCCAUUCAUGACCAGACAUCCUGACCUCUGGAACCCCGGCACACACACACUGGACUUGUACACACAGCUUGUGGCCUUUGUCAUGGCCUACAGUUUCCAAGAGCCACAAGACGAGGAGGAUGAGGAGGAGGAGGAAGAGGAGAAGCCUCCCAACCCACCAAUGAUGGUUCCCAUGGCUGACAUGCUUAACCAUGUGUCUAAUCACAAUGCUAAUCUGGAGUUCACACAAGAUAGCUUGAAGAUGGUCUGCGUGCGCCCUAUUCAUAAAGGCCAGGAGGUGUUUAACACGUACGGGCAGAUAGCCAACUGGCAGCUGCUUCACAUGUACGGCUUCACCGAGCCGUGUUCCAGCAACAGCAACGACACUGCCGACAUCCCCGUCGCUAACCUCUACGAAGCUGCCGCACGAGGUGCUCAGUCUGAUCUGGACCGGCAGCUGGUUGAGGAGCAGUGGGAGGUGUUGUGUCAGAUAAUGGAAGAGAAAGCAGCCUUCGUCUUCGGUAAACAAGGCUGCCUUACAGACACAGAGCUCCAUACUGCGCUCAAGGUGCUGUGCAUGUCAAAGGAAGAGCUUUCAGAGUUUAAAGACAACGAAGGAUGGGAAGAAGAUGACGAGGAUGAUGAGAAGAUAUCCCUGGCGCUCUCCAACGAGGGUCUUCCCAAGUUAAAGGCUUCAUGGAAAAGGCUGAUUUAUGAGGCGGCCUGUCUGACAUUGAGGUCCUAUGGAGACGGAGAGGAUGAGGAAAAAGUCAUGGAUGUCGACCGGGCGUUAAUGGAGGAUAAAGCGGCACUCAUGGGACUGAGCUGCAGGCAGUGGAAGGCGCUGCAAGUACGCUAUGGACAGAAGAGCAUCCUGCAUGGACUCAUGGAGCUAACCAAGUCAUGAGUUUGGCUCUGGCGGGGACCGCAGCCGAGGUUUUUAAUCUUAUGUGUGCGCCAUCGUUUUUAGAUGACACGGUUAAUAAAACAAGAUGUCUUACAAGAUG